This is a messenger RNA of Ictidomys tridecemlineatus (thirteen-lined ground squirrel), 589 nucleotides long. The record is from RefSeq and is a predicted model, not a curated record. NCBI's taxonomy places the organism in Eukaryota, Metazoa, Chordata, Mammalia, Rodentia, Sciuridae.
GCCGGCAGCCCCCACCCGAGCCAGGCCACAGCACCCAGGGCCACAGCACCCAGGGCCACAGCACCCAGGGCCGCAGCACCUGCUCUUUCUGUCCUCAGUGCCAUGGGGCUCAGCGACGCGGAAUGGCAGCUGGUGCUGAACAUCUGGGGGAAGGUGGAGACCGACCUCGCCGGCCACGGGCAGCAAGUCCUCAUCAGUCUCUUUAAGGGGCACCCUGAGACCCUGGACAAGUUUGACAAGUUCAAGCACCUGAAGUCGGAGGACGAGAUGAAGGCCUCGGAGGACCUCAAGAAGCACGGCACCACGGUGCUCACGGCGCUGGGCGGCAUCCUCAAGAAGAAGGGGCAGCACGAGGCCGAGAUCAAGCCCCUGGCCCAGUCGCACGCCACCAAGCACAAGAUCCCCGUCAAGUACCUGGAGUUCAUCUCGGAAGCCAUCAUCGAGGUCCUGAAGAGCAAGCACUCCGGGGACUUCAACGAGGCGGCCCAGGGCGCCAUGCGCAAGGCGCUGGAGCUGUUCCGGAACGACAUCGCGGCCAAGUACAAGGAGCUGGGGUUCCAGGGCUGAGCCCCGAGGCGGCCUGGGCCCC